ACCUAUGGCAAAGACUAUAUCGCUAAUAAUAUUUCGAUACUCAGAAUGAACAACUCUGAAUUGUACAAAACUGCACGACUGUCUCCUCUUUCACUCACAUAUUAUGCUCGUUGCUUAGCAUAUGGAAAUUACACUGUGAAACUUCACUUUGCGGAAAUAGUUCUCAGAGACAACAGGUCUUAUUAUGGUGUUGGAAGACGAAUUUUUAACGUUUAUAUCCAGGAAAAACUGGUUUUGGAGGAUUUUGAUAUUGAAAAGAAAGCACAAGGGGUUGAUAAGGAAGCAGUUGAGGUAUUUACAGCAGUUGUUAGCGUCAAGACUUUAGAAAUCCGCUUUCAGUGGGCUGGGAAAGGGACAACAAAUGUUCCAACAAGAGGAAUAUAUGGUUCUCUGAUAUCAGCUAUCUCAGUGCAGUCUGAUUUCAAGCCGCCUAGCGAAAGGAAGAAAUUCAUUGUGAUUGGAGUUGUUUCAGCGUUAUUCCUUCUUUUCGUAAUUUUGGGCAUUCUUUGGUUGAAAGGCUGUUUCCGAGGCAGGACAACCAGGGAACAAGAUCUCAUGGGAUUAGACCUGCAAACUGGUUUCUUUAAAUUCAAGCAACUUAAAGCUGCAACUAAUAACUUCGAUGCUGCAAACAAGCUUGGGGAAGGUGGCUUUGGAGUUGUUUACAAGGGCGAAUUAUUAGAUGGCACUUUUAUUGCAGUUAAGCAACUUUCUUCAAAAUCAAAGCAAGGAAAUCGUGAAUUUGUGAAUGAAAUAGGCAUGAUUUCUGCCUUACAACACCCAAAUCUUGUGAAAUUGUAUGGAUGCUGCAUCGAAGGAAAUCAGUUAUUUCUGGUAUACGAAUAUAUGGAGAACAAUAGCCUUUCCCAUGUUUUGUUUGACCCAGAGGAAGGCCUAAAGAAAUUGGACUGGAAUACGAGGCAUAAAAUAUGUCUUGGCAUUGCAAGAGGUCUGGCUUUCCUGCAUGAGGAGUCGACCCUGAAAAUUGUUCAUAGAGACAUCAAAACAACCAAUAUACUGCUUGAUCGGGACCUUAACCCUAAGAUAUCUGACUUUGGUUUGGCUAAGCUGAACGAAGAGGAGAACACCCAUAUUAGCACCAGAGUCGCUGGAACUAUAGGAUAUAUGGCACCAGAAUAUGCGUUAUGGGGUUAUUUAAGUGACAAAGCAGAUGUUUACAGUUUUGGGGUCGUUGCAUUGGAACUCUUAUCUGGAAAAAACAACAUCAAAUAUCGUCCAAAUGAGAAUUUUGUAUGCCUUCUUGAUUGGGCCCUUGUUUUGCAACAAAAAGGAAAUCUGAUGGAGCUGGUGGAUCGAAAGUUGGGGUCUGAGUUCAAUAAGGAAGAGGCAAUGAGAAUGAUAAAGGUAGCUCUACUAUGCGCCAAUCCAUCACCGGCACUAAGACCUACAAUGUCCGCAGUAGUGAGCAUGCUUGAAGGCCAAACUCUUGUUCACGAGGUGAAGAUAAACCCGAGUAUUUAUGGUGACGAGAUGAGGUUUAGGGACUUCACAGAGGACCCUGAUACUACUACUGAAGAGAGCACGCAAAGCUUACUUUAUUCAUCCGAUACAAAAUGGACCGCCUCUACCUCAUCGUCUGCCUAGGAUAUGUAUGCAGUUGAUCGUGAUUGUCAACGGUAAAUUAAGAAGAGUGUGGCCCGGUGCUCCGCCGUUGAAGGCAGGUGCUCAUACCAAAAUGAAAGCACAACUUCACGAGACUACACGGCUAUACAAGCUUGUACAAUAAAAAGAGGGUAACAUCAAAUACAUGAUGGUUUUUAAUAGCUUAAUUUUUGUAACUGAA
Molecule: messenger RNA, 1804 nt
Organism: Malus domestica (apple)
Lineage: Eukaryota; Viridiplantae; Streptophyta; Magnoliopsida; Rosales; Rosaceae
Product: probable LRR receptor-like serine/threonine-protein kinase At1g07650
Biological process (GO): protein phosphorylation
Molecular function (GO): ATP binding; protein kinase activity
Source: RefSeq, a predicted model, not a curated record